AUGCCUGCAGAUGUGGUCCGCAGACAGUCUGAACCAUAGACAAACCUCUUUUUUACCUCUCUCCUCUUAUCUCUAACCUCUGCUCUCAAACAAAAAACUCUAGGAGACUCCUCCCACUUCUUCACCCCAAACACCCCUCCUUCUCCUUCUGACCCUCAAAAAAAAAAAAAAAACCCUAGUUCCUCCCCUGCAGUCGCUGACCACUUCUCCUCCUUCUCCUUCUUUCUUUUUGCCGUCGCUGCUGUUACCCCCCAAAAGAAAACCGUCGCUGCUGUUGUUUUUCAUCAAACCAUCGCUGCCCUCUUCUCAUUUCAAGAUUAGCAGCACACCUUAAUACUGAAAUGCCACCACCAUCGUGUUGAUAUAUGAUAUUUGAUAUCUCACGUGUUUCCUCAUGAAUUCGAUGUUUUCAUCAUCUACCCUCUCGUGUCUUCCAUCUCUUUACAAUAUUCCUAAACCCUAUAAACAAUUACCACAUUUCUCCUUCACUAAUCACCGCCUUUCUUCACUUCCAAUUCAACCCACUUCCUUUUCACGUAAAUCAACCGUUUGCGCCGUACCUCCAAGCGAAGGAACAGUCUCCGUCAUCAACUUCGAAGAUUUCGUGGAGAAAGAUUGGUCAUUUCUCGAUGCAGAUGAUAUCAGUACAGACGAAGCUUAUAAACAAAAUAUUGAUCGAAUCAUAUCAGCUGGGAAAGUUGGGGACGAUUCAAAGAUUCUAAUAUCAACAGGAUCGGAACAGUUUGUCGAUCGAGUGGUUGAUACGUGUUCGUGCAAACUGUUGCUUGUUGUUCAUGAUUCUUUGUUUACAUUAGCCUGCAUUAAAGAAAAGUAUGAUACGGUUAAAUGCUGGCAAGGAGAGUUGAUUUACGUACCCAAGAAAUGGGCCCCGUUUGAUGUUGUGUUUCUUUACUUUCUUCCCGCUUUGCCGUUUGAGCUCGAUCAAGUCUUUGGUGCACUAUCGAAGGUCUGCUCGCAAGGUGCGAGAAUUGUGAUAAGUCAUCCAAAAGGAAGAGAAAUGCUUGAGAAGCAGAAAGCAGAGUAUCCGGAUGUUGUAGUUUCUGGCUUGCCUGAUAAACCGACAUUAGAGAGUGUUGCGUCUCAUAAUUCGUUUACGAUGGUUGACUUUGUUGACCAACCAGAUUUUUACAUUGCUGUAUUAGAGCAUACAAAGUAAGCUUUGCCAUAUGAGUUGAAGUUUAAUAUAGCCCAGGGUUUUGACUUUCUGAAGUUUGACCAAAUUUUGUAGUAAGAACUAAGAAGAGAUUUUUCUUCUACUUUAUGGUAAUUAUGGUGUGGAUUAAUUACUUGUU
Messenger RNA from Helianthus annuus (common sunflower), 1313 nucleotides. RefSeq lists its product as uncharacterized. The transcript has 3 exons. The record is from RefSeq and is a predicted model, not a curated record. Bases 395 to 1177 code for a protein of 260 amino acids. Lineage: Eukaryota; Viridiplantae; Streptophyta; Magnoliopsida; Asterales; Asteraceae.